CAAAAACGCAGAUAAUAGUGGAGUUGAUAAUGACAACUCUCGUCCACUUGAAACACAAAGCAGGAAACAAACACUAACUGAUCGGCAGGCUUUGCCACCGGCAACUCCCAAGGGCAACCGUCGCCCGGGUUCUCGAAUAUACCCUUUUCUGGGUGAGACGGGGUUGUCAUGCAAAUGCCGGUCAUUUGCAAAACGGACGAAUUGGAGAUUCCCCUGGUCCCUUCUUUCUUCAACCUGCUUGGUCUUCGGUCGAAUCAUCGCUGAUUCGCCUUUACAAGAGAGUUUGUGGAGACUCGAAUUUCCCCAGACUCGUCGGCAAGUGGAUUCCGAAGAUAAGAAGGACCACGACUGGUAGAGAUACUCCAACCCGGUGUACAGACUUACUCCAACUCCUACUCCAAAAGACCAAGAUUCUAUGAACCGACAUAUCUCUUAAGGUUGCUUCGUAGUUCACUAUGGAACUACUCCCAAUGCAUAAACGAGAGCAAUUGGCGAUUGAAUCCACUUUGCAUACCAUACUUCAGGAAUGGAGCACCCCAAUUCAACUCAGACGCCUUGAUUGUCUUUCAUAUUGCUACCGUCCGUUCUAAAGACCAGCGCCCGAGAAAACCCCCUAUCUACAACAUGGGCAGCAUCCAUCUCCCAUCGCAUGAAGCCCGCCUGGCAUGUCGCAAGAAUCAACUCACCAACACGGCCGGAGUGGCUCCGGGCUAUCUACAAGCCAAUUUGUUAAUUCUACCAGCACAACACGCAGCAGACUUUCAUGAUCUCUGUCUCCGUAAUCCAGUCUCGUGUCCACUGCUGGGAAAGACGCCUACCCCCGGAGAUGCUCGCUUCGUUCAACCUUCCGGGUGUAUUCAAUCACCAGACUUCGACAUACGCACGGAUUUCCCGCAAUAUCGCAUCUACCAGAACGGCAAGUAUCUCGAGAGUCGACGGAAUCUCCUUGAUGUAUGGACUUCUAGUCAUGUCGGCUUCCUGAUUGGAUGUUCGUUCUCCUUUGAAGAUGCUUUGACCGCAGCGGGCUUACAACCACGACAUCAACGAACUGGUACCAUAGUCGCGAUGUAUCGCUCCAAUAUACCACUCCUUCCGGCUGGGAUCUUCACGGGCGGUCACUGCAUCGUGUCCAUGCGUCCCUAUCGAUCCGAUCAAGUUGAUCGAGUCAGAGAGGUGACGCGCCCGUAUCUGUCUACCCACGGCGAACCGGUCGCUUGGGGAUGGGAGGGGGCAAAGCAAUUGGGGAUCAUGGAGAUCAACAAGCCAGACUUUGGGGAACCGCAAGUCUUCGAAGAAGGAGAGGUACCGGUAUUCUGGGCCUGUGGUGUGACACCACAAAUGGCGGUGGAGGCUGCUGGCGAUCGGAUCAAGGGGCUGGUCUUUGCUCAUGAGCCUGGCCAUAUGCUGGUAACUGACUGGACAUCAGACGAUCUGGACAAACUACGACCAGGGAUUAUCUAA
This is a messenger RNA of Penicillium brasilianum, 1461 nucleotides long. The record is from the annotation of a GenBank genome assembly. Lineage: Eukaryota; Fungi; Ascomycota; Eurotiomycetes; Eurotiales; Aspergillaceae.